Schistosoma rodhaini is the source of this 1737-nucleotide messenger RNA. The record is from the annotation of a GenBank genome assembly. NCBI's taxonomy places the organism in Eukaryota, Metazoa, Platyhelminthes, Trematoda, Strigeidida, Schistosomatidae.
AUGAGAAUUAGGUGUGGGUGUGGGAAGAAAAUGGUGCUUUUCAUCAGCCUUAACACUUUGUUUUUGGCUAUGACUCCCUUCGAGUUUUGGAAGUCGUUGUUAGGAUGUUUGCUGGCUAUUCACAAGAAAUUGAACAUCACUGAGCUUUUUGAGUCAUCAACUAUUUAUCACUUAAUCUUUCAGUUAGACGAUAUUCGAAGGGCUGGAAAGAUCUUUUUCCUCACAAGCGAUCCUAAGUAUCAAGACUCGGGUGGGGAAUAUAUUUACAGGCGCUUGGUGAGAGAUAUAAUUUAUACCCACAAAAAGGCUAGAUCGGAAUUUAAUUUGCCUCCACUAAUGCGCAAUCGCGUUGUCCCCUCAGAAAGUGAAAAAGCAGAAGCUCUACAGUCUCUGCGUGCAGCUUCACUACAACAGGCUACUGGUCAUUUUGCGAAAGCUAAGAAACUAUUGGAACAUGCAUUCAAACUUGACCCGGACAAUAUAGAUGUCUUAAUUGCUUUGGGUGAAGCUAUAGAGAGCUCUUAUUACUAUGGGAAAUCUGUUUCGCGUGUUGCUCUUCCUUUAACGAAGUCGCUGAUCCCUGUCUAUGGCCAAGUAUCAAACAAUGAAGCUGAUGGUCUUAUCUUGACUGCUGAACAUCUUUAUACAAAGGCAUUGAUUGUCGAUCCCAGCAUUUCUAAAGCUUGUUUACACCGAGAACGUUUAAUGCCAAUUGUGGAGGAAAUAGAUCAACGAAUUCUCAAUGCAAUCGAUUUUAAAGUUCGUCAGUUCUAUCAUAUUCCAGAAGGUGAUCCAGGUUUACGUCGUGCUAAAGUUGAACAUUAUUUCAAGCAUGUAUAUCACUCAAAUGCUAUCGAGGGUAAUACGCUUACAUUAGCUCAAACUCGAUCAAUUUUGGAAACACGAUUAGCUGUUGGUGGGAAAAGCCUAUUGGAGCAAAAUGAAGUCCUUGGUAUGGAUUCAGCUCUCAGAUAUAUUAACAACACUCUUCUACGUGGGGAUUUGACUGCUAUAACGCUAGACAAUAUAUUGGAAUUGCAUCGUAGACUCUUAUCGUUUGUGGAUUUGAGGGAGGCUGGAAGAUUACGACGUUCUCAGGUAUUUAUUGCUGAUCACCAACCACCACCUCCAUCUAGUGUACCUGAUCUAAUGUCAGAAUUAAUUAGUUGGUUAAGUUCUGAUGAAAUAGCCGAUAUGCAUCCAAUUGAAUUAGCUGCGCUAACACACUGGAAACUAGUGUUUGUUCAUCCAUUUUAUGAUGGAAAUGGACGUACUGCUCGACUUCUUAUGAAUUUGAUUUUAAUGCGUUCUGGCUUACCUCCAGCUAUUAUCAAAAUAGAAGAUCGUUUUACUUAUUAUGAAUUGCUGAAAACAGCAAAUGAUGGAGAUGUACGUCCAUUUAUUCGUUUCAUAGCAAAAUGUACAGAACGAACACUUGAUGAAUAUUUAGAAGCAGCUGUAAUAAAUCAUCAAACAAAAUCCGAUCAUGUUACUCGUAUUCCAAUUGAAAGUGUAUUGAAUGAUGACAAAGAAUCAAGUUCAGUAACAUUUGCUGUUCAUGAGUCAAAAUCUUUAAGUUCAUCGUCAGCCUAUAAGUUUCAAUAUUCUUCGCCACGACGACAACAACAAGCACGGGGUAUUCAUCCUUAUUCAUCAAGACUUGCGUCUUUUGCUGAUCCUGAAGAUUCAACUAUCCAAUUAGCUUUACCGCCGAAUAUAAUUUUUGCAGGUGGUUAG